AUGAGGCCCGCCGGAAUCCUAGCCGGAGCAUUCCUCCUCUUGGCUCUCUAUUGCGGAAUUGACCCUUUGAACCACAGCGCCAUCUCCGAAUUCCCGGACUUCGCGGCCUACGCGGUUGACAUGCCCAAAUGGUCCGAGGUUCCUCUGGAGAAAGACGCUGAGAAUUUGCUACAAAAGUCGGAAAUUAAGUUUCUGAAUCAAAUUCAAGGCCCUGAAAGCGUCGCCUUUGACCUGCAGGGGCGUGGACCCUACUCUGGGGUUGCUGACGGCCGGAUAUUGUUCUGGGAUGGCGAUUCCUGGACCUAUUUUGCUCAUACUUCGCCUAAUAGGUCAGAAAUAUGUGAUCCAAAACCAUCUCCUUUGAGCUACCUGAAGAAUGAGCACAAAUGUGGCAGGCCUUUGGGGCUUCGCUUUGACAAAAGAACUGGGGAUUUGUAUAUUGCAGACGCCUAUUUUGGACUGAUGAAGGUUGGGCCUCAAGGUGGACAGGCAACAUCACUAGCAACUGAGGUUGAAGGAGUGCCAUUUAGGUUCACUAAUGAUCUAGACAUUGAUGAAGAGGGAAAUGUAUAUUUCACGGACAGCAGCACCAAGUACCAAAGAAGGAACUUCUUGCAGUUAGUUUUCUCAGCAGAAGAUAGUGGGAGGGUUCUGAAAUAUAAUCCCAGUACCAAAGAAACCACUGUCCUUGCCCGGAACGUGCAGUUUCCUAAUGGAUUAUCCCUAAGUAAGGAUGGAUCGUUCUUUGUUUACUGUGAAGGGUCUAGUGGCAGAUUACAGAAGUACUGGUUGAAAGAUGAAAAGGCAGGGACCUCCGAAGUUAUGGCUAUCCUACCUGGAUAUCCUGACAAUGUCAGAACAAAUGAAAAGGGUGAAUUUUGGGUAGCAAUCCACUGUCGCCGCAGCUUAUAUGCUUACCUAUGCGGUCUAUACCCGAAAGUUCGAUACUUCCUUCUAAAGCUACCAAUCUCAGCAAGGAUUCAAUACCUCCUCAGUAUAGGGGGGCGCAUGCAUGGAGUCAUUGUGAAAUACAGCCCAGAAGGAAAGCUGUUGCAGAUACUGGAAGACAAGCAAGGGAAGGCUGUUAAAGCAGUUAGUGAAGUGGAGGAGAAGGAUGGGAAAUUGUGGAUUGGCAGUGUCUUGAUGCCUUUUAUUGCUGUUUACAGAUUAUAA
This is a messenger RNA of Thlaspi arvense, 1173 nucleotides long. NCBI's taxonomy places the organism in Eukaryota, Viridiplantae, Streptophyta, Magnoliopsida, Brassicales, Brassicaceae. The record is from the annotation of a GenBank genome assembly.